AUGGAAGAAACAAUCGCCGAGCUACGACGCCAGCUUGAGGAGGAGAGACAGGGACGAGCAGAGGCACAGCGCCGUGAAGAGGAAGAGAGACAGGCGCGGGAAGAGGCAGAGCGUCGUGAAGAAGAAGAGAAAAAGGCGCGAGAAGAGGCAGAGCGUCGUGAAGAAGAAGAGAAAAAGGCGCGAGAAGAGGCAGAGCUGCGAGUGCAGCCCAACACAUUAUUUCGCCUUCUCGAUCGCUGUCACACCUCUUUAUCUCAAGCGAUCCGAGUUGAGACGGAUGCGACCCUCACAACCCAGGGCGACGCGACCGACCUAGUGAACCGACUUUACCCCAAGCUCUGGAGGAAACUCGACCGCACGGGUGCCUUUACCUCGCGCCCACUAUUCCCUUCUGAUACCCAAAUCGAUUAUGUCGUUACGAAUAUCCAGAACAGGCCGAUCUAUUCGCAAGCGUCUCUUCGGAAUUUUGAGCGAGACACGGUGGAUAACUUCGUCGAAAAGGUUAUUAAGGCGUUACGAGAUGAUGAACCCCUUCGAUAUGAGUUUAGAAUCUAG
Molecule: messenger RNA, 555 nt
Organism: Penicillium egyptiacum
Lineage: Eukaryota; Fungi; Ascomycota; Eurotiomycetes; Eurotiales; Aspergillaceae
Source: the annotation of a GenBank genome assembly